Molecule: messenger RNA, 2834 nt
Organism: Xenia sp. Carnegie-2017
Lineage: Eukaryota; Metazoa; Cnidaria; Anthozoa; Malacalcyonacea; Xeniidae
Product: glycolipid transfer protein-like
Exons: 9
Coding region: 108-716 (202 amino acids)
Biological process (GO): intermembrane lipid transfer; ceramide transport
Cellular component (GO): membrane; cytosol; cytoplasm
Molecular function (GO): ceramide 1-phosphate binding; ceramide 1-phosphate transfer activity
Source: RefSeq, a predicted model, not a curated record
UCUCAAACUCACCUGCUGUAGAUGAAUGGGGAUAUCAUAUAGCUAAAGAUAAUGAAACAAAAUAAAAAUAUAAUUUCUACAUAGAUCAUUGCGUAAGUUAUCACAAAAUGACUUUCUUCUCGCUGGCGAAACAUCGUUUUCAACCAAUUACGGAAGAUAAGGCAAUUGAAACGCUUCCAUUCUUACAGGCUUGUCGCGAAAUCGUUCCUUUUUUUGAUAUUCUUGGACCAACAGCAUUUGCUCCUGUUAAAAGUGACAUCAAUGGUAACAUAGAGAAAUUGUCCAAAAAAUAUCAAGAAGAUACAGUGAAGUACAAAAUUCUUCAAGACAUGGUUCGUAGUGAAAUGGAUGCUGGAACUACCAAGGCUAAAAAUUCAUCCACAGAUGCUCUUCUCUGGUUGAAAAGGGCACUUUCAUUUAUUCUGGUGUUUCUUGAAGAGGUUCUCACUGGAGAACAAGAUCUUACCAAGUGUGCGAAAAAGGCAUACGAGUCAACUUUGAAGAAAUAUCAUGGAUGGAUGGUUCAAAGUAUAUUCUCGUUAGCUAUGAAAGCUGUUCCUUAUCGUAAAGAUUUCAUUAAGAAAUUGGGGAAUGGUCUUGACGAAAGUGAUGUGUUGACAGAGAUGAGGGUAUUUGUGAACGAACUUAAAUCUACUUUUGAUGUAAUAACUGAAUUCUAUUCUGACUCUCGGCUAGAGGAUGCGAGUAAAGUGUAAAAUAACUCGAAUGCCUGGAAAUAAUGCUGUAAACAGGUUUUGGGGACAUUUCAGGAAGAUCUGGGUCAAUGAAUCAAAUAUAAUAAAAAAUUGAUUUGUGUUAACUUAUGGCAUUGGAAAAGUUUUCUUCCUGAGAGAAGGAAAGGGACUUACGACACUGUAAAUUUUUGGUUUUACGAACGAUUAGAAGAACAAAAAUCUUUUGAAACAAAAUCUCACGAACUUGACCUUUGAUGUUGUUCUUGUAAAACAACAUUGCUAGAAGAUUCCAUUAUUUGUUUCUUGAGAUCGCACUAUUCACUAGCAUGUGGUUGAAGUAUGCAUUUAAUGUGUCUUAGAUUCUCACCUAAUCUCUGUAAUCCUUACUCCAACUGAUUUCCCAUUUUUAUGUAUGCCAUUUGGGACAAUCUGAAUUUGAAUGAAACGAAGCCUAAAAUCACAAUCCACGAUUACACUUGGGAUGUAGGAACUUUACUCGGGCAAUUACCGUAUAACAAAGUCAAAAGGAAGUUGAAUUCGUAGUGUUUACAUAAAUUACCAAACGAACACAUGUUGUGAGAGCUUUGUCAUUUCCAGUCAGUUGUGAUAGUAAAAAAAACAUUGAACAGUGAAUGAUCGGUUUUGAUGUAUGUUGACUUCAAAAGGUGAUAGUGUUCAUUCGGUUGUCACGUCGUCUUGAUUUCUGCAUAUGAACUAUUGGCAAAGUUGUUUUAGCCAUUCGAUCAUGUAUAAUGGAAAUGAAUUACAAACGCGUCAACGAGAUAUUAGUCAUUUCAAUCAGGAUGGAAAUGUGAUACUUUGUCUAUACAAUCGACCUAUAUUGAAUGUCGAAAGAGGAACAACGUUUGGAUUGGCAAAACUGCUUUAUGAAUCUACAGGAGGCCGGGGGAAAAUGAUUGGUUUAAGAAAACGAAAGAGUGGGGUAGCCUUUAUUAUCACACAAGAGCAGACAGCUUUGACUGACCCGGAGUAUGACAUAAUAUUGCGUGAAAAAGCUGACGAUAGAUAUGCACUAUCUAUUGCGCCAAAUUACCAAGAUAAAUGCGUCAAUACCUGUAUUACUGUUCAGUCUAACUACGAAGCUUGGCCUUCUGGAUCGUAUUCUCCGCGUGGGCAAAUCGUUUGGAACAAGGAGACCGAAAAUUCGGUCAGAUUAACGGAAGGGCGACAUGUUGGAAAUAGAUCUAUUUCUUUAAGCCAAAAAAGCCCACCAUUUUUCAAGGACGCCGAAGUGUUACCUCCAAGUAACAACCAAGUGCCGCGGGUUGAAAAAAAUUUCACUGUAAAGAUAAACGAGCUUCAAAAGGCUACUUGUCGCAGGGACGAUGUGCGAUCUUCGUCUCCUCCAGAAGACAGCACAACCACACAAUCUGGGCCCAUUUCUCCUUCGAUAAGCGUAUCGUCAAGCGUGGAAAGUGCUGAAAGCGUUGGUGAUUCUGGUCAUAGUUCACCGAGUCAGGUGAUGAGAAAUCGACCAUUGAGAAAAAAAUGGCAAUGUUACCUUUGCAAGAAGUACUUCGCAUGUCGUAGUGCAUAUUAUAAUCACGAGAGAACGCAUACCGGGGAAAAACCCUUUCGUUGUAAUGUUUGUGGUCGUUGCUUUGGUCACCAGGGCAACCUAAAACAACAUAUGCACAUACAUUGCGAAGACAAACCGCACGUUUGUGAUAUUUGUGGGCGUGGUUUUACACGUUCUAAUAGAUUGAGAGAUCACAAACGUUCUCACCAGUACCAACAUCAUGUGAAUGGCAUUCAGCAACGAACAACAGAAAAUAGAGAGUAUUUGUUGAAUAACGUUUCAUCUGUCUCGAGUUUGUCUGAUGGAACAAAUCUCGAAAAUAAUGAUAAAUCAACAGACUCACUUAUAAAUAUGAAAAAAACUAAAGAGUGACUUACAUCUUUUGUAUCAUACAUACACUUUGUAAAUAGCAACUUCAAACAUUGUUGGUGAUGGUCUAAAAGUGUUGUAUAAAUUUGUAAAUAUUUUUGAUGCAUUUUAGUUAUUUCUUUAGUUAGAAAAACCUUUAGAUCGCAGGUCUCGAAAAAGGUUAUGUGCAAUAUGAUAAAGUAGAAGAUAGUAAAACAACAGAUGAGACUGUUUUGCCUUCGUGCCACUGA